CACUGGUCGAGUGUUGAAGGCAAGGCUGAGAACCGCUAAUUGCGCCCCAAGUCCUCGAUGCAGUGGGAAUGCGCAUCAGCUGAACUUCGGGAUCUUGAGUCGCAUGUUGGGUUACAGCAUUCAAAAACAACAAUAGAUCUGCUGCUCAGCCUCAUGUAAGAAGUAUAUGAGGGCGUUAUGAACGACUCGUAAGAAGCAUCAUUCACAGCUGUGGCUCAUCGAUUCUUUCAUUUGCAUCCGUUGCAAAGUAGACAAGAUCGAUCAUCAUGCGCUCCACUUUGAUUCUGCUCCCAUUGAUGGCUCUAUUAAGCAGCGUUCUGGGUGCACCCGCUCCUAAUAAGUGUGGUUAUAACCCGGACAAGCCGGACUGGAAGCCUAAAUGGAAGGAUGGCAAGCCAGAUAUCACAACAUCGGCACCUGUGAAUCCGAAGAUCAACGAAAGAGCUGUCCCUGAUCCAAAAGAAGAGGUGGAACUAGAGGUGAGAAUUGAUUGUUAAAUCUGUAUCGCAAAAGCUUGCCAUCAGAUGGUCAUAACUUUCGCAUCGUCAUUUUAUCCACAUUGGAACAAGCAGUCAGCUUUAAUCAUCAUGUCAUUCUUUAAUAAAAGCC
Molecule: messenger RNA, 609 nt
Organism: Didymella exigua CBS 183.55
Lineage: Eukaryota; Fungi; Ascomycota; Dothideomycetes; Pleosporales; Didymellaceae
Exons: 3
Coding region: 267-497 (76 amino acids)
Source: RefSeq, a predicted model, not a curated record